Molecule: messenger RNA, 930 nt
Organism: Impatiens glandulifera
Lineage: Eukaryota; Viridiplantae; Streptophyta; Magnoliopsida; Ericales; Balsaminaceae
Exons: 7
Coding region: 72-821 (249 amino acids)
Source: RefSeq, a predicted model, not a curated record
UCCAUCUCACUCUCAAGUCUCUAUUAUAUUAUCUUCUAGAUUCGAUCUCAACUUCAAAACAUACAUCAAAUAUGGACGACCAUCAAGGAUCAAAAUACGACUGUCUUCUAUUUGAUAUAGACGACACAGUUUAUCCCAACAGUUCAGGUUUAUCAAGCCAAUGCACUAACAACAUAAUCGAGUUUAUGACCAAAAACCUUGGUGUUGAUGAACACAAAGCUCCUCAACUCUGUGUUAGCCUAUACAAAGAGUAUGGAACAACAAUGGCUGGUCUCAAGGCUACUGGCUAUGAUUUUGAUUAUGAUCAUUUUCACAGAUUUGUUCAUGGAAGAUUGCCUUACGAGAUUCUAAAACCGGAUCCAGCACUCAAAUCCAUUCUUCAAAGCCUCCCUAUUCGCAAAGUUGUAUUCUCUAAUGCAAACAGAGACCAUGUUAAUAUGAUUAUUAAUAAACUUGGUUUAGAAGGUUGCUUUGAUGAUAUGAUAUGCUUUGAGACCCUAAAUAAUCAGACCACUUCUCCAUUCAUUCUCUGUAAGCCAAGUGAUGAUGCAUUCAAACAAGCUUUCAUAAAAGCCAAAAUCAACAUCCCUCACAAAACGUUAUUCUUCGACGAUAGCAUCCGCAAUUUACAGACUGCCAAAAGAAUGAGACUCCACACUGUUUGGGUGGGAUCUGCUCACCGAGAAGCUGGAGUUGAUCUUGCGCUCGAGAGCAUACAUAAUAUGAGGGAAGCAUUGCCCGAGCUAUGGGAAGAUGGCGAUAAAAAUGUGUCUUACUCACGAAAAGGAAAAGUCGGGAUUGAAACAUAUGUCAGGGCUUAAGAUCGAGACACCCGUUUCCUUUAUUUAUUCAAUAAUUUUAUCGUGUCAAUUUGCUCAGUUUUUACUUCAAAUCUAAUAAAUAAAUGGUCUAUUAAUGUUAUGUUAUUGU